This is a messenger RNA of Cebus imitator (Panamanian white-faced capuchin), 2000 nucleotides long. RefSeq names its product coiled-coil domain containing 61 (gene CCDC61). The coding region runs from base 390 to 1940 and encodes 516 amino acids. The record is from RefSeq and is a predicted model, not a curated record. The transcript has 14 exons. Lineage: Eukaryota; Metazoa; Chordata; Mammalia; Primates; Cebidae. Gene Ontology annotation, cellular component: centrosome.
GGUGAGAGCUGUGAAAUCUGUGGGGAGAGCCAUUUGGAGGGUGGAGCCAGGGGCGGUGAUGUAACCCUGGAAAGGAAAGGGGUCAUCCUGGUGAAUGAUGAGAGGGAGAGAGCUGGGGGCUGACACACUGAGUGUGAGUGUGCUGGCGCCAUGACGUCAUGAGGCCCGAGAACUGGGUCAGGUGUGUGGGCCAGGAUGAGGCCUUGGGACAACCGCACGGCGCUCGCAGGGAUGGGGUGGUGACGUCACGGAUUGGUGAGGGCGGGGCCUCAAAGGCACCGCUGGGCUGCGUGAGGUCAGGAACGAGGCAGAGGCUGAGAAGAACUGGGAGAGGCUCCGGACUGGAAUGAAAUCGGCCACCAGGAUGAGCCACUGGUCACGAAGCAAGGAUGCAGGAUGCAGCAACGUUGGCCAUGGACCAACCGGCCGGCCUGCAGGUGGACUACGUCUUCCGGGGUGUGGAGCAUGCUGUGCGGGUGGUGGUUUCCGGGCAGGUGCUGGAGCUGGAGGUGGAGGACCGGAUGACAGCUGACCAGUGGCGGGGCGAGUUCGAUGCUGGCUUCAUUGAAGAUUUGACUCACAAGACAGGGAACUUCAAACAGUUCAACAUCUUCUGUCAUAUGCUGGAGUCAGCCCUCACUCAGAGCAGUGAGUCAGUCACUCUGGACCUGCUGACCUACACAGACCUGGAGUCCCUGCGGAACCGCAAGAUGGGGGGCCGCCCGGGCCCUCUGGCCCCCAGAUCGGCGCAGCUCAACUCCAAGCGCUACUUGAUCCUCAUCUACUCCGUGGAGUUUGACAGGAUUCACUACCCGCUGCCCCUCCCAUACCAGGGCAAGCCAGACCCCGUGGUUCUGCAGGGCAUCAUCCGCUCACUGAAGGAGGAACUGGGCCGCCUGCAAGGGCUGGGCGGCCAGGAUGCUCGGGACACCCGGGAGACUGAGAUCUGGCACCUUCGGGAGCAGGUGUCGCGCCUGGCUUCCGAGAAGCGGGAGCUGGAGGAGCAGCUGAGCCGAUCGCGCGAGGAAGCGCUGGCUGGGCGCGUGGCCCGCCAGGAGGCCGAGGGACUGCGUGGGUUGGUGCGUGGGCUGGAGCUGGAGCUGCGGCAGGAGCGCGGCCUUGGGCACAGGGUGGCUGGCCGCCGAGGCCAGGACUGCCGCCGCCUGGCCAAGGAGCUUGAGGAGGCGAAGGCAUCCGAGCGGAGCCUGCGCGCCCGGCUGAAGACGCUGACCACUGAACUGGCCUUGUACAAGAGGGGGAGGCGGACUCCGCCGGUGCAGCCGCCCCCGGUGCGGGAGGACCGGGCCCUGUCGUCCCGGGAGCGCUCCACGUCUCGAGGCCGCGGCGCCGCGCGCUCCUCGUCCCGGGAGAGCGUCCGCGGGAGCCGGGGUCGGGGCCGACCCGCGCGCCCCUCGCCCUCGCCCACAGGUGGUCGCGCGCUCCGCUUCGACCCCACGGCCUUUGUGAAAGCCAAGGAAAGGAAGCAGAGAGAGAUCAAGAUGAAGCAGCAGCAGCGGAACCGAUUAGGCAGUGGAGGAAGCGGGGACGGGACGUCCGUCUCCUGGCCUCGCCAGACCCGGCCCCCUGCUGCCGUGACUGGACGAGGGGACGCCCCUAACCGCUCGCGAAACCGCAGCUCCUCAGUGGACAGUUUCCGCAGCCGCUGCUCGUCAGUCAGCUCCUGCAGCGAUUUGGAGGAUUUCUCUGAGUCGCUUUCCAGACGGGGUCUCCGCCGCCGUGGCAAGCCUCCCAGCCCAACGACCUGGAGUGGGUCCAAUACGAAGUCUACCCCUGUGGAACGCAGCCACCAUGAGAAACGUCCAGCCAAUUCCGGGGGCUGGGUCCCCAUCAAAGAGUACAGCUUGGACCACCAGGCCGAAAUAGAUGCACGUCUGAAGGCCUUGCAGGAGUACAUGAACCGACUGGACAUGCGGUCAUGACAUGGAGAGGGGGUACUGCCCCUCAUCCCCCACCCACCACUGAGUAUGGCAUGGGGGGUG